GUGGAGGAAAAACUUUUCGUGCCAUGACAGAUGCACAGAGAGAUGAAAUAGCUGAAGCAAUAUCAGUUAUGGGACGGUCAUCUCCUAAUGACAAAUUAUUGCUUGUGCAAGCAUUGAGGAGGAAGGGACAUGUUGUGGCUGUAACUGGGGAUGGAACAAAUGAUGCUCCUGCACUACAUGAGGUCUGGCUACUACUACACUACUACUAUCUUCUUUUUUGUGCUAGUGAUUGUGUUGUUUUCUCAAAUUUUAAGUACCACAACAAUCUUUAUCGAUGUCAAUACUUGUAAUUGUAUAUUGAACACCAUGAGAGUUUGUUUACCCCUGGUAUACCUGUCUUGUUUUCCUGUUUGUGUAAUCACGUGAUAACAAGUCCCUAGGUUUAUUAAUGAUUCUGAUUUCAUUAUGUCAUGCUUUUCUAUAUUCGAUGUAUGAAUCUACUAUCUCUUGAUCAUAGAA
Messenger RNA from Arachis ipaensis, 459 nucleotides. Lineage: Eukaryota; Viridiplantae; Streptophyta; Magnoliopsida; Fabales; Fabaceae. The record is from RefSeq and is a predicted model, not a curated record.